AUGAGAUGCAUUCAUAUUGGUUUACUCUGUAUUCAAGAAUAUGUAGUUGACAGACCAACCAUGGCUACUGUUGCACACAUGCUUAAUAGUCAUUCUCUCACUCUCUCAAUACCUUCCAAACCUGCAUACUUUAUGGGAAGUGGACCUAAAAGUCUACCAAAUAUGCAACUACUGCUUGACGAUGCAUCUGUAAAAAGAUCGAAUGAAUCUAUUAACCAUGUUUCGAUUACUGAACCAUACCCUAGAUAA
Molecule: messenger RNA, 249 nt
Organism: Lathyrus sativus (Indian pea)
Lineage: Eukaryota; Viridiplantae; Streptophyta; Magnoliopsida; Fabales; Fabaceae
Source: the annotation of a GenBank genome assembly